GCUGGUCUCCUGUACACUUGACCCAACGACCUCGUUGAUGCCCAACAAGGGCAUCAAAAGAGACGAAAAGCUCGUGAAAGAUAAAGAAAAACCAAACCCCAUUUUACAUUAACAUUCCAAUCGAGACCUUUGUUUGUUCCUUUCUCUCUCUCCACCUUGCUGUAGUAGUUCCUCUUUGUUUCCUUCUUUUCGAUCUCUCUCGCGACUUAUGUCGAACAUAUGGUGGGCAGUUUGAUAAUUGUCUACUGGUAUUACCAAUUUUGAUUUUCCUAUACAGAAAGCUGUUUGAGGGGAGGAGAAGGGAUUGCAUUUUUUAGGGCGAUGCGCGAGUGAACGUAGAGAGCGGAUGGAGGGAGCAGAGGAGGAGCUGGAGAGGAGGAGCAAGUUCUUGAGCAGUUUGAUACAGAAGAAAAAGGCCGAAGAACAGCAGCAGCAGAAAGAGAGCCUCAAUGUUCGCGUCAGAGCUUCUGAUAUGCCGAUUCCACUGCAGAGCAGAGCAUUUCGUUGCGCCCGUGAGUUAAUUGAUUCCAUGCCAGGAAAGCUUGACAGCAAACGUCUAGCUCUUGCUCUCAAGAAGGAAUUUGACUCAUUAUAUGGUCCGGCCUGGCACUGCAUUGUCGGAACAAGCUUUGGUUCAUAUGUCACACAUUCCAUAGGAGGCUUCUUGUAUUUUUCAAUUGACAAGGUCUACGUCCUUCUCUUUAGGACGGCCGUAGAGCCUUUAGACCAUUGACAAAUUUUCUGAUCAUAUCGGAGUUGUGGAUUUUUGUCUUGUUAAAUGACAUCGCAGGUUUCCACUGCAAAAUUAUAUGUAAGCUCAUGGCUGUAAUAUUUACAAUUCAGUACUGUCUUCUCUUUUGAGGUUUUUCUCCGUUGUAUCAGUA
This is a messenger RNA of Tripterygium wilfordii, 884 nucleotides long. Its product is annotated as dynein light chain 1, cytoplasmic. The coding region runs from base 347 to 733 and encodes 128 amino acids. The transcript is spliced from 2 exons. Lineage: Eukaryota; Viridiplantae; Streptophyta; Magnoliopsida; Celastrales; Celastraceae. Gene Ontology annotation, cellular component: dynein complex. Gene Ontology annotation, molecular function: dynein light intermediate chain binding; dynein intermediate chain binding. The record is from RefSeq and is a predicted model, not a curated record. Gene Ontology annotation, biological process: microtubule-based process.